Molecule: messenger RNA, 993 nt
Organism: Suillus paluster
Lineage: Eukaryota; Fungi; Basidiomycota; Agaricomycetes; Boletales; Suillaceae
Exons: 3
Coding region: 114-869 (251 amino acids)
Source: RefSeq, a predicted model, not a curated record
GAACGCAUCCAGUGACUCGCAGAUAUAAGCCUUCUCGCAGUCAUGUUUAUUUCAAUUAUUCUUCUCAGUUAUUUUAACACGCACUAACACUCCGACGCUAUAAUCGUUCUACUAUGCUCGAGAAUUUCACAAAGACGAUCGACAACUUAUUAAUGGGUUCAGACGAGGAGGACGAAUUACUUGAUAGACAAACAGUUCAGAUUGAAUCUAGUAUUCAUCACGUUCGUCCUGACAUCAAAAGUCACUGGGCAUCUGCCAUAGCAGACACAAUUCAAGUUCCAGGAUGUAGUUGUAUCUGGUGUAGGAGGAAUAGCGACUCAGAUGGAGAGGUGGAAAGAGGACAGCCGAGUCGACCCUCGCAUCCUCGCAUCCGCCCUCAUAAGACACCAAUGGCCACCACAAGUGAGGUAAUGGAGGUGUUAUAUCCUCCAUCAUAUCUCAACACCCCUUCGGCUCUCGAUCCUGAGGCUAGUCCUCCCGCUUAUGAGCUGCGACCCACAGUACCUCCAAAUACCCCACAAGUCCAGCCGCCCCUUGCCCUUUCCCUCUCGGGAAAGGGCCUUAUCCCUUCCGCCCCCUAUCCGCACUGCACUUGUGAAGGUUUCCCCAUUUUUACCGCGAAGCAGAUGCCAUCAUAUGACUUGUUCGAUAUUGAUACUCUUCUUGAUGUCGCUGUUCCAAGCGCACAAUCUCCUACCUCACGGUCUUCGCGGAGGACGAGGCGAUCGCAGCCGAUCAUUGGUCUUGGACUAGAGUCUCCUGAUGCAGCUGAGCCUCCGGCAUACAGUUCCUCACACCCCCAGUUCCCAGCAGCCUCUGACAGUCUGGGACCAUACCCGCAUAUCUCCCUUCUUUCCCCGAAUCUGUGAUCUAGGUUUUUUGCAUUGUGCUGUCUCAAAGAGUGGUAGAAUUUUGAUGUAUUUUAUCUAUGUAUCCGUAGAUCUUGCAAUAUCAAACUCUGCAGUGCUCAAGCAGUGCUACAUAUUCAGGGGC